Molecule: messenger RNA, 1685 nt
Organism: Triticum dicoccoides
Lineage: Eukaryota; Viridiplantae; Streptophyta; Magnoliopsida; Poales; Poaceae
Exons: 5
Coding region: 388-1110 (240 amino acids)
Source: RefSeq, a predicted model, not a curated record
AGGCAUCGCAUCGGUCGAUAUAUAUCCGUGUCCAUAUGCAAAUAUAUAUGUUUUUUCCUUUCCUGUGAUAUAUACGAUCACACGACACCGCUUCCGUCCUCUUCGAUCUCCAGAAGCCCCGCGAGUAAAGGAUUCAAUCCCCUCCCCACCCUCCACCUCGCCGCCGCCGCCGCCGCCCCCUCCGUCUCCGCUCGAGCUUGUCAGUCCGCCUCGUCCUCCUCCUUCGGUUCUGCCCGCCCGUCGACCAGAUUGAUUCUCUCUUCUUCUUCGUCGUCGUCUUCUUGGUCUGCCGCUGCCGCUUGGAAUCCCAAGGCCUUGGUUGAUCAAUCCUGUGACCCUGGAAGAAGAUCGAAGGGCGUCGCGUGGUGACAUGAUGUGGUGCAGGUGAUGGUGAGCGUGCAGCAGAGCCCCAUGGUGCGGUCGGAGGAGGACCUGGGCCCGCCGUGGCUGCGGCCGCUGCUGGGCACGAGCUUCUUCGUGCCAUGCCCGGCGCACCCGGACCUGAGCAAGAACGAGUGCAACUUCUUCUGCCUCGGCUGCAACCACGCCGCCGGCGCGCUCUGCUCCUACUGCGUCCCCGCGCACCGCGACCACCACGUCGUCCAGAUACGGCGUUCGUCGUACCACAACGUGAUCCGGGUGUCGGAGGUGGGGAAGCUGAUCGACAUCGCGCACGUGCAGACGUACGUGAUCAACAGCGCCAAGAUCGUGUUCCUCAACGGCCGGCCGCAGGCCAGGCCCGGCAAGGGCGUCACCAACACCUGUGAGAUUUGCUGCCGCAGCCUCCCGGACUCGUUCCGCUUCUGCUCCCUCGGAUGCAAGCUCGGGGGGAUGCAGUGGGACCCGACCCUGACAUUUGCCAUCCGGCCCAAGCGUAGCCAGGACUCCGGCGGAGAAGGGUACGGCUCCGAGGACGACUCGUUCAGCCCGAGGAAGCAGCUCCGGAGGGCCGGGUUCGAGCUGGGACGGUUCGACCGGAGCGUCCGGUGGUCUGACGACGAGGGCAGCAAGUCCAACACCCGGCCGAUGACACCAACCACGCCGCCGAUCAGCCGGUGCCGGCCGUCCAGGAGGAAGGGCAUCCCCCACCGUGCCCCGUUCUACGGUUAGACUACCGGUGGAAACCACUCUCAAAAGUGACAAUGCUACUACUAGUAUUGCAAUGCAAUGUGUGUCGGUUGGGACUUGGGCCUGAGUAGUGAAGUGAUCCAGUUAGUAGAUCACUAGCUAGGUAUUAGCUAUAGCAUGCAUGGUAUAUAUACUUGUAUAUAUAUACAUAUACAUACACACAAUAAUGUAGGUGGAGUGUGUGUAAAUAUGAUAUGUUGGCAAAGGUUGCCAAUUCGCAUAAGGGCAUGCAUGGGGGCAUGGCGCGGUGCCCUAGUAUUUCAUGCAGAAAAUAAGGUGAAGAACGACGAAGAAAGGGGUGGUAAGAAACACAGCUAAUAGAAACAUAGCUAGGGUUUUUAGCUUGGGUAGGGUCGAGAUUGAUAUGUGAAAAGUGAUAAAUCAUCAUGUAUAUGUCUCGGUUUGUAGUGGUUAAUUUGGCUGUCUACCCCACCCAAUGUGUUUAUUAGCGUUGCGGUGUGUAGUUAAUUCAAGGUUCGGCAACUUACAGGAACAUAAUAAUUUGUAUAUACAGUUAUAUUGGUAUUGGCAGAAGAAAGAUAAGGACUUUGCCUCAA